CUCUUGUCAACCCAGCGCCGAUUGAACGCGUGCGCUUUCCGUCCUCACGUGGAAGAUUGACCAGAUUGACUGUUCACAAAGACAUGGCCGACACGGAAGCAAGAGAGUUGGCGGAGGAAAACACCGGGGAAUCGAGCGAGUCAGUUACGAAUGUAAAAACCAACUGGAUUCCCUCUGGCGAAGAAACACCGGAUCUUCGAAGCGUCUUAGUUACUAGCGUCUUGAAUUUAGAGAAACUCGACACAGACCUAUACAGAGGGACGCACCACUGGGUACCCCGCUCACAACGGCUGUUUGGAGGACAGAUUGUUGGGCAGGCGUUGGUUGCCGCUGCCAAAUCUGUCAGUGAGGAUGUCUUUGCCCAUUCCCUGCACUGUUACUUUGUACGAGCAGGAGACCCCAAGGUGCCCGUGCUGUACCAGGUGGAUCGGACCCGGGACGGACAGAGCUUCUGCGUACGCUCCGUGAAGGCCAUUCAAAAUGGGCAGCCCAUUCUGAUCUGUCAGGCCUCCUUCCACCUGCACCAGCCCAGUCCCCUGCAGCACCAGUUCUCCAUGCCCGCAGUGCCUCCUCCCGAAGACCUGCUCACGGUGGAGAUGCUCAUCCAGAGAUAUUUGAGUCAUCCUGACCUGGCUGAGCAUUCCAAGCAAGGACUUAAUAGGUUACUGGCUAAUGAAGUUCCUAUUGAGAUCAAGCCAGUGAACCCACCAGAUUUUUACAGACGUGUUGCCAUGGAACCAAAGAAACUAUACUGGGUUCGUGCCAGAGGAUAUAUUGGUAACUUUCUUGAUAUUACAGGUGAAGGAGACAUGAAGCUGCACUGCUGUGUUGCUGCCUACGUUUCAGACUACUCCUUUCUGGACACUGCUUUACUGCCUUACCCAGCCUACCGAGCACAGUUUUCUGCAUCCUUGGACCAUGCCAUGUGGUUCCACAGCACCUUCCGUGCAGAUGAUUGGAUGCUGUACGAGUGUGAGAGUCCUUGGGCAGGGGGCAGCAGAGGGUUGGUUCAGGGCAGGCUCUGGAGACGGGAUGGCGUGCUGGCUGUCUCAUGUGCCCAGGAAGGAGUACUGAGAGUGAGAGAGAGAACUUCGAGAGACAGUAAAUUGUAGAAGCGUGGAGAUCCUGGACCCCAUUUAAAGAAUUUCCUGAAUUGAAAAUUCUACACAAUAAAAUGUGUGCUGUACUGGUGAAAGGUAAUGAUGCUGAUGUUAGCCUCUGUUCAUCUUGCACUGACUGAGGUUGAGACCAGUUAGCUUUUAGGAGGAUCAGUAGAAGCUCUGCAAGCUCUGCAAUCUCAGCUAAUUACUAAAGAGAUUGUUUUUUCAUGAUAGGAAUUCCAGAUGUUGGUUAAUCGUUGUUAGCCAAUUGUUGCGCAGAAUGUGAGACGAUUUUUCCUGCAUCAUUCCAGUUCCAGCUGUUAAUAUCCUUUGGGAAAUAAUGUUAUGUUCAAAGAGACAGGAAAACUCACAUUUCAGUUUUUUUUUAUUAAUCUUUAUUAAUUCUUUCUGAAAACCAUACGUGUCAAAAUUAUCCUAUUUCAUGAGAGCAGUGGUAACCAACCCUGUUGAGAUCUACCAUCCUGUAAGUUUUCACUCUAACCUUGACAAAGCACACCUCAUUCAAGAGCUAGAGAUCUGCAUUGAGCUGCUAAAUAGUAAAGUCAGGUGUGCCAGGUCUCCAGGACCAGAGUUGGUGACCACUGCAUUAGAGAAUAAAAAUGAGGUAACAAACAUGCAAAAUCCUUUUGUCAUCCAUCAGCAUGGGAACAUAUGGUACAUAUGGUAGUUGACUGUCACAAGUCUGAUAAUGGGUACAAAAAAGAACCCAUAAAUGAUUAAACAUACUACUUAGUACUGAAAGAACAAUAAUAUAUGUUUUAAACGUAUGGAAUGGUUGCAAACUUCCCAGGAAGAGGACACACAGGCUGUAUUAAUUAUUUUAAAACUAUUUAGAACUAUUUCUUGUGCACUUUGAUGUGGAUGAAGGUCUGUGACCAAAACAUUUGUGAUUGCCUUAAAUAAACUGCAAUUUUGCUAUA
Messenger RNA from Conger conger (European conger), 2041 nucleotides. It is a transcript of the gene acot8, whose product is annotated as acyl-CoA thioesterase 8. Gene Ontology annotation, cellular component: peroxisomal matrix. The transcript is spliced from 6 exons. Bases 84 to 1112 code for a protein of 342 amino acids. Gene Ontology annotation, biological process: acyl-CoA metabolic process; fatty acid catabolic process. NCBI's taxonomy places the organism in Eukaryota, Metazoa, Chordata, Actinopteri, Anguilliformes, Congridae. The record is from RefSeq and is a predicted model, not a curated record. Gene Ontology annotation, molecular function: fatty acyl-CoA hydrolase activity.